Molecule: messenger RNA, 1752 nt
Organism: Brugia malayi
Lineage: Eukaryota; Metazoa; Nematoda; Chromadorea; Rhabditida; Onchocercidae
Exons: 10
Coding region: 1-1752 (583 amino acids)
Biological process (GO): transmembrane transport
Cellular component (GO): membrane
Molecular function (GO): transmembrane transporter activity
Source: RefSeq, a predicted model, not a curated record
AUGGGAGGCUUCGAGACGCGAAGCGAAGAAGCAUGUGAAAGGUUUGCAGGUAUGCCUUACGUCCUUGUCGAUGGGCAAUGUGCUUUAUUUCUGCCUUACAACAACGAGAAAAUUGUCUUGAAGAAUAGUCGAGUUCACUUCGAAAUGAAAUUCGAUGAAUUGCUGUUCACUAACCUAGGUGAAUUUGGUCGUUAUCAAAAGAUACAAUUUAUAUUGGUAUGCUUGCCAAUCGUAUUCGUUUCCAUGCAUGCACUGUCAUGGACAUUCAGCGCUGCCUCUGUUCCGCAUAGAUGUCGUUUGCCAAAUGAAAAGUUGGAUGCAAACUAUUGGACACAAAGUGGUCUGCUUAUGGCGGCAGCAAACUGUACGGAGAAAACAGAACGGUGUAGAUAUCGAGAAUGCCAGUUACGUAAUGAAUCGAUGUGUCGGUUUGGAUAUAUUUAUGAUUUGUCGGAAAUCAAGUACUCGGCCAUUAAUCGGUGGCAUAUUGUAUGCGAAUGGUCAGUGUUGAAAGCAUUUAUUCAAUCAACAUACUAUAUUGGACAGAUGGGUGGCUCGCUGGUAUUUGGUUUCCUGGGUGAUAGGAUUGGUCGUAAGAAAGUAUUCUUUAUCGCGAUAAUCAUGCUAAUAUUAUCUGGUGUUUUAAUGGCAGUAGUACCAUACUGGACAGCAUUUGCUUUAUUACGAGCUUUUGUAGGAUUUGCACAUCCUGGGAUUUUCGUUAUUGCUGUUGUAAUUGGUAUGGAACUGGUUGGUCCUUCAAAAAGAAAAGUUGCUUCAGUAAUAUCAGGGAUAUUUUUUUCAUUUGGUCAAAUCAUUCUGGGAUGCCUUGCAUAUUUCAUUCGCGAUUAUCGAUAUCUGCAGCUCGUUAUUUCAUUGCCUGCACUGAUAUUUAUGUGUUAUUGGUGGAUUGUUCCUGAAAGCGCACGAUGGCUUGUAACACAGCAUAAGUAUGAAGAAGCCGAUAAAAUCUUGCAACGUGCGGCAAAAAUUAAUGGAGCACGCUUACCAGAAAAGUGGUGGGAUCAAAUCGAUUUCCCGGAAAAGACCGCACAGAACCGUUCUCCGCAAAGGAAAUAUAACUAUCUUGAUCUUGUUCGAACACCGCGCAUACGAUUGCGUACAUUUGCAUGUCUUUUCUUAUGGCCAGUUGUGUCUAUGAUUUAUUAUGGUGUUUCUAUGAAAACUGAUUUUCUUGGUGGUGAUUUUUACGGGACAUUUAUUAGCGGUGGUGUAGCCGAAAUACCAGCUCUUUUGUUGCUGUUUGCAUUUAUCGACAGAAUAGGCCGGAAGCCACUUUUUGCCGGAGGAUACUUUCUUGCUGCCUUAUGCAUGCUUUCUAACCUCCUUCUCCCCUCAGAAGUGCAUUGGAUUAUUAGUGUCCUACAAUUUUUAAUCGCAAAAGCUUCUAUAACUAGCUGCUAUGCAGUAAUUUACACUGUUACUCCGGAAUUAUAUCCUACAGUGAUUCGUAAUUCGGCUAUGGGAUGCUGUUCGAUGAUUGCUCGUGUUGGUGCCAACCUGUCUUGUUAUAUUGUCAUGUGGAUUGUGGAGCAGUUUGGAACAUGGGCCAUGAUCGUUCCGUUUGGUAGUCUUUCACUAAUAGCCGGUUUAAUCGUAAUAUUUUGUAUACCAGAAACAAUGGGUAAACCAUUACCAGAAACAAUUGAAGAAAUUGAAGAUGAUUUCUGUCCAUCAAACGAAGAAAUGUUAACGCUAUCAAAUGCUUCAAAAAAGAAAAAUGAUUCUUAA